This is a messenger RNA of Ctenocephalides felis (cat flea), 2270 nucleotides long. RefSeq names its product intraflagellar transport protein 80 homolog (gene Oseg5). The record is from RefSeq and is a predicted model, not a curated record. The transcript has 14 exons. Gene Ontology annotation, molecular function: protein binding. Gene Ontology annotation, cellular component: centrosome; cilium; intraciliary transport particle B. Gene Ontology annotation, biological process: cilium assembly. NCBI's taxonomy places the organism in Eukaryota, Metazoa, Arthropoda, Insecta, Siphonaptera, Pulicidae. Bases 1 to 2259 code for a protein of 752 amino acids.
AUGAAAUUUAAUACUUUUACUUGCAAAGAACCAAAACAUAAAGCUACAGUUACAGCCGUGGAUUGGUCUAGCUCCGAAGAAGUUUAUUCAUGCAGCGAUGAUCACGUAUUACUAAAAUGGAAUUUAUCAGUACCGGACUCAACAACAGUCCUUACUUUUCCAUCUGAUUUUUUCCCUACUGAUUUGCACUGUUGCCCAAAAGUAACUUCUGGUAGUGGAGUUGGAGCUGUUCCAGGCAAACAAGUUUUGGAUACAAUUGUUGUAUGUAGUACAGACGGAAGAUUUUUUAUUGUGAACAAAUCUGGUAGAAUUGAGAAAAAAGUAGAUGCUCACAAAGCAGCAAUUCUUUCUGGAAGAUGGAGUCCAGAUGGUGCUAGUAUUCUAACUUGUGGUGAAGAUGGGCAUAUUCGAAUAUGGUCCAGAAGCGGCAUGCUUCGAUCUACUGUUGUGCAAGAAAAUGCUGAUAAUAUGGUAGCUCUUUGGGGCACUCAGGGUUCCUCUAUUGUGCAUUCUCAUGGUCGCAGAAUAGCAGUCAAACCACUCACAGCUAAUUCUAAAGGAAUAAAGUGGCGUGCGCACGAAUCCACCGUUACCUGUCUCAGUUUUAGUUCAACAGCAGGCGAAGUUAUCGUUUCCGGAGCAGAAGACGGUAAAUAUCGUGUUUGGAACUUGCAAGGCCGACAACUGUAUGGGGGCAAUGCACACCAUCAAGCCGCCGUGACUUCUCUUGCUUGGGCUCCAUCCGGAGCUUAUUUUGCUCUCGGCACUUACAACGGAAUUCGCCUGUGCGACAGUGCUGGGUGGUCGCAUGCUUGGAAUAAAGCCGAAACUGGUUCUCUGUACAGCAUCGCAUGGUCGCAAGACGGAACUCGUAUUGCAGCAGCAUGUGCCAAUGGACAUGUUUUAUUCGGAAAUAUUAUAGAAAAGGAAUUGUGCAAAUACAGCUAUAACAUUGUUCUAACUACAGCUAGUACUUUGUCAGUGAGCAGUAUAAUUGAUACAACAAUAAAUGAAAUGCUUGAAUUUACAGAUCGAGUAACAAAUUUUGAUAUAAACUCUGAGCAUCUGCUGGUCACUACACCAACUCAAUGCCAUAUAUAUAAAAUUGACGAUUUUAUUUCACCCACAGUUGUUGAGUUGAAGGAUGGAUGUGGAGCUUCCAUACAGAUGACGGAGAAUCAUUUUGCAUUGAUUGAGCAUGCUACUGUAUCUGUGUAUUCGUACACUGGUAGACAAUUGUUUAACCAUCGUUGGCCCGGCAUUCAGCCUCAGCAGAUAAAUAACAAAUCUGUUUCCCUUGGUGCUGAUUUGAUUAUUAUCCGGGACCAUAGUGAUCAGAAAGCAAUUCAUAUGUUUGAAUUAAGUCGGUCUCCAAUGACCCAUCAGACCAAUGCUCAAGGAACAAUUCUCAAACAUUCAGUUCCGGUGCACAAAAUGUGUGUCUCUCAAGCUAAAACCGACACUGCUAUUGCAGUUCUAGAUUCUAAUCAUGAUUUGUUCAUUGUACCUUAUGGGGAAAAUAAAUUUUAUAAGAUGGGUAUGCAGGCUGUGGAUAUAAUUUGGAGUUCUGAAGCAAAUGUUCUAGCAGCUGUCCAGGAGUCACGAAUUUCCGUUUGGUAUUGCCCACUUGAAUGCAGUGCGAGUAUAAUAUUAUUAUCGAAUACUUCGUCUGAACAUGAUAUUGCUCAAUUUGGCGCACGUCCGACUUUAAUCUCAUUUGAUGGAGCCAUCAUUAGUAUUCAAAGGACGGAUGGGGCUUUUGUAUCGCUUUCUCUUCAGCUGCAUUAUUUUGUUCUACAUGGCUUUGUAGCAAACAAACAAUGGGAUAAAUCUUUGCGUCUUUGUCGUUUGAUAAAAGAUAGAAUUGCAUGGUGGUGUUUAGCAGCAAUGGCUUGUUAUCAAAAGGAGUUACAAAUCUGCUUACAAGCAUUUGCUGCUACCCAAACGGUGGAUCGCGUUGCUUUUAUUGAUUAUAUAAAGGAGUUGCCUUCAGGGCCGCAGCAGAUUGCUGAAUUUCUUCUAUUAAUCGGCCGACAAUCAGAAGCUGAAUCGGUUUUAUUACAUAGCGGUAAUAUUGUGCAAGCUGUUGCACUUUGCGUCAAAAUGCAUAAUUGGGACAAAGCUUUGGAUUUGGCUAUAAAGUAUAAAUUAGAUCUAGUAAAUUUACUUUCAAAACGACAAGAAUAUUUAACUGCAUUUAAUAAGAUAGAAACAAAUGAAAAAUACCUGCAAGCUGUUUCAAGUAUAGAAAUUAAUUGAAAUACAUUUUU